Molecule: messenger RNA, 759 nt
Organism: Didymodactylos carnosus
Lineage: Eukaryota; Metazoa; Rotifera; Eurotatoria; Philodinida; Philodinidae
Source: the annotation of a GenBank genome assembly
AUGUUAUCAACACUAAACGAAUUAGUUGAAAAUAAGAAUGUAGAUAAAUUUCGUGUUGUUUAUGAAGAAAAUUUAAAUUCUCUAGAAUAUUUUGAACAUCAAGAACUUUUAUUUCGGUCAUGUCGAUUAGGUUUAAUUGAUCUAGUUGAUAUAAUAUUAAAUAGCAAGCGUAUUGAUGUUAAUGAUAAACAUUUAUCAACAAAUUCAACACUAUUAUUUAUUACAAUUAGAUCACAACAGAAAUUAAUUACUGAAUAUCUUAUACAAAUAAAAAAUGCUGAAAUAAAUCAUGUAAAUUUUUACAAUGAAACAUGUUUAUCAUUAGCUAUAUCUAAAUAUGAUUUAUGUACAAUUAAGUUGUUAAUAAAUUAUAAUGUGAAUAUAAAUGAACAAGAUUUUUUAUAUGCAAUUAAUAAUUGUUUACAAGAAUUGAUUAUGAAUAAAACAAUAGAUAUAUCAUUUGGUAUUGUUAAAAAUCUAUGUGAUUAUAAUACAAAUAUAAUAGAACAAUAUGGUCCAAAAGCAAUACAUAACUUAAUAAAACGUCUUAGUUGGUUAUCCUAUACAACAAUGAAAAAUGAUGAACUAGAUUGGAAACAAAUAUCAUUUAAUAUUAAAAAGAUAUUAAUCUAUUUUUUAGAAUUACAUCAGUGUUCUAUCAAUUAUAAAGAUGAACAAGGUAAUACGAUACUGAUGUUAGCUUGUCGUACAUGUCCAAUCAUUGUUGAAUAUUUAUUAGACAAAACUCAAUUAAUAUAA